GUUCGGUAGAGGACGCGCGCUUUCGCGGUUACAAAACUUUUUAAACGGACUUGUGUUUUUAGUGCUAGUGUUUACAAGAUUACCAAAAAAACAUAGACAUUAAAAAAUAAACUACCAACAAUGCCAAGUGCGAUAGUAAGUCAUCGGCAUAACGCCGACAAAACCAAAGACACUCAACGCCAAUGUGACGAAAUUAUGUGACGGAUAUAGCAUGUAAGACUGGACAAUUUAAUGGUACCAAUAAAUAGUAUACGAUAUCGUGUGGACGAUGCAUUUAUCGAGUGAAGUGACUUCGACGACAAAUGGAUUGGGUCACGAGGCACCGUCCUCAAGCUACGGCGGUAGUCUGCCGAGUCAGCCGCUAACAGCUGAGCUGUUGGCAGAGCGGACACUUGAAGGUCUGUUAGCUGAUCACCCCGGAGAGCUCGUGAAGACUGGCAGUCCCCAUGUUGUCUGUACCGUCCUACCACCUCACUGGCGAUCAAAUAAGACUCUACCGGUGGCGUUCAAAGUGGUGGCUCUAGGCGAUGUGGGGGACGGUACCAUGGUGACGGUACGAGCCGGCAAUGACGAGAACUGCUCAGCAGAACUCCGGAACUGUACAGCAGUAAUGAAGAAUCAAGUUGCAAAGUUCAAUGACUUAAGAUUUGUCGGACGCAGUGGUAGAGGUAAAUCGUUCACACUCACCAUAAUGCUGGCGACGUCUCCUCCUCAAGUCGCCACCUACCAAAAGGCAAUAAAAGUGACAGUGGAUGGACCACGGGAACCAAGAUCGAAGACUCGACAUCAUGGCUUCCAUCCCUUCCACUUUGGACCAAGAUUUGCGCCAGACCCACUGAUGGGAUCACUACCCUUCAAGUUGUCUGGUAUAGCCCACCAGUUAGCAGGUAUACCCGGGGGCGAGUGGGGGGCGCUCGCUCGUCACUACCCCCCGCCCCUCCUGCCCUCGCACGCACACUUCGCACCACACGUGCUGCCUCCAGGACACGGGCAACCUCAACAUCCGGUACAUCCACAGGCACACGAGACAGAUGCAUCAGACAAUACAACAACAAUGCACGCGCACAGCACAACCAGUCCAACGACUUCCAGGCCAGAAUCUCCUCAAGACGAUGACGAUAUCUCAGUCACAGCUUCAUCCAGCCCUCCACCGGACGACCGACCGGGAGCAUUCACAUCAGUCAGAUCAAGGAAACCCCUGCAGCCACUGCCUCCCCCAUCAACCCUCUUCCAUAGCGCAUUAGCUGCUCAGCUGUUCCUCAACCCACUUCUUCCCUCACCCCCAGCCUGGUUAUAUUCGCAACUAUACAGCGGUUAUGACUGGUGGCUGAGACCUCCGCAGCCUCAAGAAGACGCAAACUCAAGCCCAGAUAGAGAAGAUACUGGAUCUACAAGUUCGGCGAAGAAACGGGCAGCAUCCCCUGACUGGGCAGAUCACAGCAUUAGGACUCGCAGUAAAGCACUGAUAUCUUCUGAGCGAAGACCAGUAGAUGUUUGGCGACCAUAUUAAUUAAGUGGAAGUUCAGAAAGGACAUUAUCAAUGUCAUUGAUUGAGUUGAUACGAAUUCUGUCAGUAGGUGUUAGAUAAAUGUGAAUUUCAAAUCGCGGUGUUAAAUAUAUUUGUUGAUUGUAUUA
This is a messenger RNA of Leptidea sinapis, 1635 nucleotides long. It is a transcript of the gene RunxB, whose product is annotated as runt-related transcription factor 3. The record is from RefSeq and is a predicted model, not a curated record. The transcript has 6 exons. Gene Ontology annotation, molecular function: RNA polymerase II cis-regulatory region sequence-specific DNA binding; ATP binding; DNA-binding transcription factor activity, RNA polymerase II-specific. Gene Ontology annotation, biological process: regulation of DNA-templated transcription. Gene Ontology annotation, cellular component: nucleus. Bases 269 to 1510 code for a protein of 413 amino acids. NCBI's taxonomy places the organism in Eukaryota, Metazoa, Arthropoda, Insecta, Lepidoptera, Pieridae.